Cynocephalus volans (Philippine flying lemur) is the source of this 1308-nucleotide messenger RNA. RefSeq names its product astacin like metalloendopeptidase (gene ASTL). The record is from RefSeq and is a predicted model, not a curated record. Gene Ontology annotation, biological process: proteolysis. The transcript has 9 exons. The coding region runs from base 1 to 1308 and encodes 435 amino acids. Gene Ontology annotation, molecular function: metalloendopeptidase activity; zinc ion binding. NCBI's taxonomy places the organism in Eukaryota, Metazoa, Chordata, Mammalia, Dermoptera, Cynocephalidae.
AUGGGAUACGUGGGAGGCCUCUGGCCUUGGGUGCUGAGUCUACUUUCCUUGGCAGGUUUGAUCCUAGGAGCGCCCUUCACCUCCAGCUGCCCAGGAGGAGCCUGUGGUACCAGCUUCCCAGAAGGCCUCACCCCUGAUGGGACCCAGGUGUCCUGGGAUGAGGACAUCCCUGCGAUUAACCAAGGGCUCAUCCCAGAGGAAAACCCAGACAGCAGCUUCCUUGUGGAGGGGGACAUUGUCCGGCCGAGUCCCUUCCGAGUGUCAGCGACCAGCAAUAAGUGGCCCAAGAGCGCUGGUGGUCUUGUGGAGGUCCCCUUCCUGCUCUCCAGCAAGUACGACAAGCCCAGCCGCGAAGUCAUCCUGGAGGCAUUUGCUGAGUUUGAACGUCUCACGUGCAUCAGGUUUGUGGCCUACCAGGGCCAGAGAGACUUCAUUUCUAUCAUCCCCAUGUAUGGGUGUUUCUCCAGCGUGGGGCGCAGUGGUGGGAUGCAGGUGGUGUCCCUGGCACCUGCCUGUCUCCAGAAGGGCCGGGGCAUCGUCCUGCAUGAGCUCAUGCACGUGCUGGGCUUCUGGCAUGAGCAUGCACGGGCUGAUCGGGACCACUACAUCCGUGUCGACUGGAACGAGAUCCUCCCAGGCUUUGAAAUCAACUUCAUCAAAUCUCAGAGCAGCAACAUGCUGGCACCCUACGACUACUCCUCAGUGCUGCACUAUGGGAGGUUUGCCUUCAGCCGGCGAGGGCUGCCCACCAUCAUACCACUGUGGGCCCCCAGUGUUCACAUUGGCCAGAGAUGGAACCUGAGUGCCUCGGACAUCACACGGGUCCUCAGGCUCUACGACUGCAACCCUAGUGGCCCCAUCCCCCAUGGGAGAGGGUUCCAGGCCUACAGCAGUGAUAGGAGCCCUGUUUCUGUCUCCAGACCAUACCUGCAGCGGCUUCUGGAGGCGUUGUCGGCAGAAUCCAAGAGCUCCGACCCUAGUGGCCCUGGGGCUGGAGGGCAGCGUGUUCCAGCAGGGUUUGGAGAGAGCCCACAUAAGUGGGGGCCCCCCACCCUGGGGAAGUUCAGUAUGGAGGCCUUGGCAAGGCCACCUCAGACUCUAGUUUCCUCUGCAAGGUCAAAGCCUGGAACAGACAUUCCUGGCAUUGCUCCGGAGCAGUCCUGGCCAGUCCAAGAGCCCACUGUGCCCCCAGCCCCAGCUCCCCAGGCAGGAGAGCAGCCCGCACCCAUUCAGGCUGCUCUGGGGAGCCUGUCUGUGCUAGGAGGCUGUGCACCUGAAAGUCGCUUCAGGGAGAUGCCCAGAGACUGA